This is a messenger RNA of Talaromyces marneffei, 1689 nucleotides long. RefSeq lists its product as uncharacterized. The transcript has a single exon. Gene Ontology annotation, molecular function: thiamine pyrophosphate binding; carboxy-lyase activity; magnesium ion binding. Bases 1 to 1689 code for a protein of 562 amino acids. Lineage: Eukaryota; Fungi; Ascomycota; Eurotiomycetes; Eurotiales; Trichocomaceae. The record is from RefSeq and is a predicted model, not a curated record.
AUGUCGAUCAAGCUUGCAGAUUAUCUCUUCACCCGCCUCCGCCAGCUGGGUGUUGACUCCGCCUUUGGCGUACCAGGCGACUUCAACCUCCGUUUACUAGAUUUCGUGGAACCCUCAGGUCUGCGAUGGGUAGGCAAUUGUAAUGAGCUGAAUGGCGCCUAUGCAGCAGAUGGAUAUGCUCGCAUCAAAGGUCUCUCGGCGUUGAUAACUACUUUUGGUGUCGGAGAGCUCUCGGCAAUCAAUGGGAUUGCAGGCGCCUUUACCGAAAAAGCACCGGUCGUUCAUAUCGUGGGAACCCCACCACGACCAAAACAAGAAGCUCGAACUUUUGUGCAUCACACCCUUGGAGAUGGAGACUACCGGCACUUUGCAAAUAUGGCCACACAUGUGACAGUGGCACAGGCGAGUUUGAGCGAUCCACGGCUGGUUCCCGACCAGAUCGACUGGGUGCUGAAACAGGCGAUUGUGCACAGUAGACCAGUCUAUCUGGAGGUGCCAGAUGAUAUGCCUGAUGUUCUUGUCGAGGGAGGAAAUCUCAAUAAUGUGAUCAAACUUGAUUUUGGCCGUCAGAUUGAGUCUGAUACAGCCGCCUUGGAACAGGUUAUGGAAAGAAUAUACCAAGCCAAACAGCCCAUGAUCAUAGUUGAUGGGGAUACCAGAGCUAUGGGUAUAUCAACCGAAGCUGAGGCUUUGGUUAAAUUGACUAAUUGGCCGACGUGGACCACGGCAUUCGGAAGGGCUUUAAUCAACGAACAGCUUCAGAAUGUAUAUGGGAUUUACACUGGUCAAUUUGGUGAUCCACAGUGGAAGGAGUACCAUGACACUGCUGAUUUGAUCAUAAUCCUUGGGCCGCAUUACAGCGAUACCAACACUUCGAUAUUCACAGCCUUGCCUAAUCCGGCAGUUUCAGUUGCAUUUUCCCCAAACACCAUUCAGAUCGGUGACAUCAUUCACCGAGACGUUUCUAAUAAGUGUCUCGGCCAUCUCGUCAACAGUCUCGAUGCAUCACGCAUCGCAAAGGUUGAGGGCCCUUCUAAGUCGAUUAUAACGGAACAAGCUCUAGAUCCAUCUGGUCUCAUCACACAAGAACACUUCUGGCACAAGGUGAAUGGUCUAUUUCAAGAAGGUGAUUUGAUUCUCGCAGAAACUGGAACUUCCUCGUAUGGAAGCCAGACCUUCACGGUUCCCAAAAACGCGCGUCUUUUCAACGCUGUCACGUGGUUGUCAAUCGGAUACAUGCUUCCUGCCACGUUGGGAGCCACUCUGGCGCAACGAGACCGGACUAAAGACGACACAACACGUGCGUUUCUUUUCAUUGGAGAUGGAAGUUUACAGAUGUCGGUGCAAGAAAUUAGCACGAUGAUUAGGGAGAAGUUGAAUGUCGUUAUCUUCGUCAUCAACAAUGGUGGAUACACUAUUGAGCGAGCAAUUCAUGGGCGCACCCAGAAAUACAACGAUGUUGCGAAUUGGAGGCAUACUCAAGCGAUGGGUUUCUUUGGUGCAGAUGAAAACCACUCUAUGAACAAUAACUUCGUGGCUAGGACCUGGUCAGAUCUAGAGUGGAUAUUGGAAAAUGAAAAUAUCCAAAAAGGUAGCGGUGUCAGGUUGGUCGAGGUCUUUAUGGAAAGGGAUGAUGUGAGAGGGAUUCUGUUACAACUAAUGAAGACUCGAAUUGCCAAUGGUGACUAG